CCAGAGCUUUGCACUUGUGACCUGGCCCUUCAGCAGCAGCAGCAGGGAGCUCCACCGCUGCAGCUUCUCUGCUCUCAUGGUUCGCAGCCCGCCCCUUCCCACACUGAUUUUAUAAAGCUCCAGUCCCAUAGCUUUCUUGUAAUGAGAAGUGGCUGCUGGGCAGGGUUCUGCUAGCAGCUCCUGAAAUCAUGGGGCUGGGCUAUAGGUAUUUUGUGAGCUUAGUACUGCUCUGGUCCCUGGGGACAGCACUUGGGCAGGAGGACUUCCUUCGGGUCAGUUUCUCUGUCUUGCAGCGUGAAUAUGAGUAUGACUGUGGAGAUUAUGGGAUGCAGCUGCUGGUCUUUCCCAGCCCAGGCCGCACUGUCCGCUUCCAAGUUGUGGAUGAGUUUGGGACAGCCUUUGAGGUUACUAACUGCUCCAUCUGCCUCCACUGGGUCACAUCUAACCAGGACGGGGCUGUGAUCUUCUCAACAGGCUACAAUGGCUGUCAUGUGCUGAAGAAGGAUGGCCGUAACCACCUGCGGGUCCGUGUAGAAGAACUUCUGAGCACCAGAGCUGUUGCUGCCACCUAUGACGUGAACAUGACCUGCCCCAAGCCCACUGAACAUGACUUAACCAUGCGCUACGUGCCGCAGCCGGGCCUGGUGCACCCAGACCCUCAGCCACAGCCGGACCUGGUGCACCCGGACCCUCAGCCGCAGCCGGGCCUGGUGCACCCGGUGCCGCAGCUGCAGCCGCAGCCGGGCCUGGUGCGCCCGGUGCCACAGCCACAGCCGGGCCUGGUGCCGCAGCCGGGCCUGGUGCACCCGGUGCUGCAGCUUCAGCCGCAGCCGGGCCUGGUGCGCCCAGUGCCGCAGCCACAGCCAGGCCUGGUGCGCCCAGUGCCGCAGCCGCAGCCAGGCCUGGUGCGCCCAGUGCCGCAGCCGCAGCCGGGCCUGGUGCGCCCGGUGCCGCAGCCGCAGCCAGGCCUGGUGCGCCCGGUGCCGCAGCUACAGCCGCAGCCGGGCCUGGUGCGCCCAGUGCCGCAGCCGCAGCCGGGCCUGGUGCGCCCGGUGCCGCAGCUACAGCCGCAGCCGGGCCUGGUGCGCCCGGUGCCGCAGCCGGGCGUGGUGCGCCCGGUGCCGCAGCUACAGCCGCAGCCGGGCGUGGUGCACCCGGUGCCGCAGCUACAGCCGCAGCCGGGCCUGGUGCAUCCAGUGCCGCAGCCGCAGCCGGGCCUGGUGCGUCCGGUGCUGCAGCCGCAGCCGGGCCUGGUGCGCCCGGUGCCGCAGCUACAGCCGCAGCCGGGCCUGGUGCGCCCAGUGCCGCAGCCGCAGCCAGGCCUGGUGCGCCCGGUGCCGCAGCCGCAGCCAGGCCUGGUGCGCCCGGUACCGCAGCUACAGCCACAGCCGGGCCUGGUGCGCCCGGUGCCGCAGCUACAGCCACAGCCGGGCCUGGUGCGCCCGGUGCCGCAGCUGCAGCCGGGUCUGGUGCGCCCGGUGCCACAGCCACAGCCGCAGCCGGGCCUGAUGUCGCAAAUCUAUCCUCCGCUGAGUAAUAUCGGUGCCCGCCUGACACCGGAGCAGUGCCAAGUGGUGGCUGGGAAGAUCCCCUGUGCAAAUGCCCUUGACCAAGCUGCCUGCUUCCAGGCUGGCUGCUGCUAUGAUAGGACUGACCCAACUACUCCUUGCUACUAUGGAAACACAGUCACUCUCCAGUGCCUCAUGGAUGGUCACUUUAUUCUGGUGGUCUCCAGGGACAUGUCUGACCAUCCCAUCAUCCUGGACAAUAUACGGCUAGCCUAUGCCCAGGCAGGGUGCAAUCCCAUCAGGAUGACAGAAGCUUUUGUGCUCUUCCGCUUCCCUCUCACACAAUGUGGCACCACAGUCCAGGUAAUUGGGGACAAAUUGAUCUAUGAGAAUCAGCUGAUCUCUGGCAUUGACAUACAGACUGGGCCAGAAGGCUCCAUCACUCGGGACAGCACCUUCGUCCUCCAUGCUCGCUGCAUCUACAAUGCCAGUGACUUCCUGCCAGUCCAGGUCACGGUCUUCUUGCCCCCCACACCUGCUCCAGUCAUCCAGGCAGGACCCCUCCGGCUUGAGCUGCGUAUCGCCACAGACCUGAACUACAGAUCGUAUUUCACAGAGAGAGACUAUCCUGUGGUGAAGGUACUCAGGGACCCUGUUUAUGUGGAGGUUCGCAUCCUGCAGAGAACAGACCCAUCCCUGGUUCUGGUUCUGCACCAGUGCUGGGCCACCCAAAGUGCUAACCCCCUGCAGGCGCCGCAGUGGCCCAUCCUGGUGGAUGGGUGCCCAUUCCUAGGAGACAACUACAGAACUCAGCUUGUGCCCAUGGACCCUGCCUCAUCUGAGCUGCCCUUCCCAACUCAUCACCAGCGCUUUGUCCUCUCCACCUUUGCUUUUGUGGACUCUACUUCCCAGAUGGUACUUGAGGGACUGGGAUGGGUGUGUCAUGCUGCUGUUGGUUCUAGACCCACACUGGCUGUAGCCCAGCCAGAGCUCUCAACUGUCCAAUUAGCUAUAUUCUACAGCAUAGAAAUAGUUGGCAAGGAGUGUGAACUCCAGCUCAGACCAGUGGAUCAACUGCGAGGCCGUCGGUUCCUGACUAUCCAAAACCCUGGUUCUAGACUGGACCUGUCCCCUGUGCUCCUGGCUGGGCUCUUGCUGGUGGCUGUAGUCUCCAUCCUCACUGCCGUGAUCCUGCUUUGGAAGAAAAAAGCCAUGGGGCUGGGCUGGAGGUAUUUUGUGGGCUUAGUACUCCUCUGGUCCCUGUGGCCAGCCCUUGGGCAGGGGGACUUCCGCAGGGUCAGUUUUUCUGUCUUGCCGCAUGGAUAUGAGUAUGAUUGUGGAGACUAUGGGAUGCAGCUGCUGGUCUUUCCUAGGCAAGGUCACACCAUCCGCUUUAAAGUUGUGGAUGAGUUUGGGACUCCCUUUGAAGUUACAAACUGCUCCAUCUGCUACCACUGGAUCUCAUCUGGUGAGAAAGGGGAGGUGAUCUUCUCAGCUGGCUACAACGGCUGCCAUGUGCUGAGGCAGGAUGGCCGUAGCCUCCUGAGGGUCCGAGUGGAGGAAUUACUGAGCACCAGGGCCAUCGCUGCCACCCAUGACGUGAACAUUACCUGCCCCAAGCCCACUGAACAUGACUUAACCCCAGAGGAGACCAUGCGCUACCUGCCCGUGCCGCGCCCGGUGCCCGUGCCGCGCCCGGUGCCCCACAUCUAUCCUCGACCAAGCAGCAUAGGUCCCUCCCCUAAACCAGAGUGAGGAUCUCCAGCUCUUCUUAAUCCACACCUUGCUGUUCUAGGUACUCAUCUCACACAGGAGCAGUGCCACGUGGUGGCUGGGAAGAUCCCCUGUGCAGACACCCCAGGCCAAGCUGCUUGCAUUCAGGCUGGCUGCUGUUAUGAUGAGACUGACCCUACUACCCCCUGCUACUAUGGCAACACAGUCACUGUUCAGUGCCUUGUGGAUGGUCACUUCAUUCUGGUGGUCUCCAGGGACAUAUCUGAUCACCCCAUCAUCCUGGACAGUGUCCGGCUAGCCUAUGCCCAAACAGGAUGUGAUCCCAUCAGAAUGACACACGCUUUUGUGAUCUUCCGAUUCCCUGUGAUGCAGUGUGGCACAACAGUCCAGGUGAUCCAUGACAAACUGAUCUAUGAGAACCAGCUGAUCUCUGGCAUCGACAUCCAGACUGGGCCAGAUGGCUCCAUCACCCGGGACAGCACCUUCAUCCUCCAUGCUCGCUGCAUCUACAAUGCCAGCGGCUUCCUGCCAGUCCAGGUGGAGGUGUUCUUGCCCCCCACACCUGCUCCAGUCACCCAGGCAGGACCCCUCCGGCUCGAGUUGCGAAUUGCCACAGAUGUGAGCUACGCAUCCUAUCUCACAGAAGGAGACUAUCCUGUGGUGAAGGUACUCAGGGACCCUGUCUACAUGGAGGUUCGCAUCCUGCAGAGAACAGACCCAUCCCUGGUUCUGGUUCUGCACCAGUGUUGGGCUACCCCAAGCACUAACCCCCUGCAGCAGCCACAGUGGCCCAUCCUGGUGGACGGGUGCCCAUUCCGGGGCGACAACUACAGAACCCAGCUUGUGCCCAUGGUCACUGCCUCAUCUGAGCUGCCCUUCCCAACUCAUCACCAGCGCUUUGUCCUCUCCACCUUUGCCUUUGUGGACUCUUCCUCUCAGGUGGCUCUUGAUGGACAGGUGUACAUUUACUGUAGCGCCUCUGCUUGCUACCCCUCCUGGCUGGAGCCCUGCAGGACAGCGUGCCCAUCAGAUGCUACUGCAAGAGGCCGCCGGUUCCUUGAUAUCAACAAUGGGACAGAACCCCAGGACCUAGUGAGUUCUCAUGGCCCUGUGAUCUUCCAGGAGAGCCCUGAGCCGUGGAAAGAACAAGUCUAUGAGAACAAGGGAGAAGCAGCUGGAUGA
Gopherus evgoodei (Goodes thornscrub tortoise) is the source of this 4424-nucleotide messenger RNA. RefSeq lists its product as uncharacterized. The transcript is spliced from 25 exons. Gene Ontology annotation, biological process: prevention of polyspermy; binding of sperm to zona pellucida. Gene Ontology annotation, cellular component: egg coat. Lineage: Eukaryota; Metazoa; Chordata; Testudines; Testudinidae. The record is from RefSeq and is a predicted model, not a curated record. Gene Ontology annotation, molecular function: acrosin binding; structural constituent of egg coat.